Crotalus tigris (Tiger rattlesnake) is the source of this 1157-nucleotide messenger RNA. It is a transcript of the gene PTRH1, whose product is annotated as peptidyl-tRNA hydrolase 1 homolog. Bases 146 to 850 code for a protein of 234 amino acids. The transcript has 5 exons. Lineage: Eukaryota; Metazoa; Chordata; Lepidosauria; Squamata; Viperidae. The record is from RefSeq and is a predicted model, not a curated record. Gene Ontology annotation, molecular function: peptidyl-tRNA hydrolase activity.
CCGUGAUAGGCCACAGGACCAGUGACGUCACACUAACUGAACCAAGAGGCAAAGGCGGAGCUCGGCUUUUUUUUUUUUUUUUUAACUUUACGGCCGGCACCGGAAGUAGGCCUUCGGGAAGGAGGAAGGGCGAGGCGGAGAGGCCAUGACGCGUCCUCAGCCCCUCAGGCAACUCCUACGCUGGGCUCUGGGUCACCGCGGCGACGAGCUACAAACCGCUCAAAAACGGGUGCUGGUGGCUGGCCUGGGCAACUACACGCUCCCUGGUACCCGGCACAGCGUGGGCAUGGCAGUGCUGAACCACCUGGCCUCCAAGCUGGACAUGGGUGACCAGUGGAAGAGAGACAAGCAAUGCUGCGCGGACAUAGUGGUGGCCCGCCUAGGAGACGCUGAGCUUCUGCUGAUGAAACCUCGCAAGUUCAUGAACCUCAAUGGGACCUCCGUGGUCACAGCUGCGGAAAAAUUCAGCCUCAGUAUUGAAGAUAUUUAUCUGGUCCAUGAUGAUCUGGAUAAGCCUCUGGGGAAGCUCUCCCUAAAACUGGGAGGCAGUGCCAGAGGUCACAACGGAGUCCGUUCCUGCAUCAGCUGCCUGCACUCCGACCGCAUGGCGCGGCUGAGGAUCGGCAUCGGCCGUCCGACGGGGAAGGAAGCCGUAGAAGAUUACGUCCUAAGCCAGUUUACCAACGCGGAGCAGAAGGUUUUACCGUCCCUUUUUGAGCAGGCAACCACGAUCCUGCUCCAGCAUCUUCAACAGAAUUGUGGCCAAAAGGAGUUCCCGGAUCCCUGCGAUGGACUCGUGAGCCCCCCGCACAAAAAAGAAGGCAGGGGGCCAUCUCGAACCGACUUAUAAGAACGGCCAGGGAAUGCAGCCAACUGAUUGUGUGUGUGUGUGUGUGUGUGUGUGUGUGUGAACUGCGGCUGGGCGUGCCCAAUGGUUGCGGCUUUGCACAACAGACAAAUCUUACUCCCAAGAAUUUAGGGUUAGGGUCUUCUAAGGGGCUGCGAUCAGAAAAUCCAACCACACUGUGGUGAACAGGGAGAGGGGUCUUAUGAAAGCAAAAGGGAGGUUGAGGAUUGGGCAACACACACACACACACACAAGUCGUGAUAUUCUGUUCUUUGGCGCCCGUGGAAUUACAGUUUUAGGAGAAACAAAA